AUGAUUAACCUUGAUUCAGCUUUUGGUCCUACUUCACUUACCAACUACUUUGCGCAUAUUGAACCGUUAAGUGGCUCUAAUUUCAAGAAGUGGAAAGAGCAAAUUGAUCUUACCUUGGGAGUUACUACCCUUGAUUAUGCAAUAAGGGUUGCAAAACCUGCUGCCAUUACGGCUCAAAGCUCUGCUGAGCAAAAGGCCGAUUAUGAAAAAUGGGAGCACAGCAACCGUGUUUCCUUAAUGCUUCUUAAGGGCUCCAUUACUAGUGCAAUUCGUGGAGCAAUUCCCGAAUCUGAGAAUGCAAAGGAGUACCUAGCGAACAUUGAGGAACAAUUCAAGGCUUCCACUAAGGCUCAAGCCACUACACUGAUCUCGAAAAUGGUCACUUUAAAGUACAAUGGUUCAAGUGGUGUUCGUGAUCACAUAAUGAGAAUGAAUGAUAUGGCUGCUCAGUUAAAGGACAUGAAAAUGGAAAUCUCUGAAGGUUUUCUCGUUCACUUCAUAAUGACUUCUCUUCCUGCACAGUUCAGUGCUUUUAAGAUUAACUACAAUACACAGAAAGAGAAGUGGAAGAUGAGCGAGUUGAUUUCUAUGUGCGUUCAAGAAGAAGAACGCCUUAAGUCUGAGAAAGUCGAAAGUGCUCAUGUUGUGACAACGACACCAUCUAAAGGUAAAGGAAAGAAAUAUGGCAAUAGUCAAAAGAAAAAGGGAAAUGAUGCACCUGUCUCGAAAGAUAAGGGACAUGCUUCUGGUGCAAAGUUUGGAGGUCCUAAAUGUAACUUCUGCAGGGCUAAGGGACACAUAAGGAAAGAAUGUUCCAAAUUUCGCGAGUGGUUAGACAAGAAAGGGAUUCCUUUCCGUGAAGAAGCUAAAUGA
Daucus carota subsp. sativus is the source of this 873-nucleotide messenger RNA. RefSeq lists its product as uncharacterized. NCBI's taxonomy places the organism in Eukaryota, Viridiplantae, Streptophyta, Magnoliopsida, Apiales, Apiaceae. The record is from RefSeq and is a predicted model, not a curated record. Bases 1 to 873 code for a protein of 290 amino acids. The transcript has 2 exons.